Molecule: messenger RNA, 919 nt
Organism: Paralichthys olivaceus (Japanese flounder)
Lineage: Eukaryota; Metazoa; Chordata; Actinopteri; Pleuronectiformes; Paralichthyidae
Source: RefSeq, a predicted model, not a curated record
CCACAUUGUGACACAAGUGUAAACAGAGGAGGAUUUCAUGUGGGAUGAGCCUCUGAUGCACCAGUUUUGUCCUGAAGAAGACGCAGUCGGCUUCAAACUGUGACCAUUGAGAUACACAGACACACUGAUUCAGGAGCCACGAUGAUGGAGGUCGUUUAUGUUGCUGUGGCUGCGCUCAGUCUUCUGUCUGUCGGACAGGCGGCUCCUAUGACGAGCUGUAAGACUCUAACUCAACCUGUUGUAAUGCAGGGAAGAGAGCAGCUGCUGGGGAAAUGGAUAUUCAUAGCAGAAAGCACAGACAUCACAGGGACCGCGGCGCUGACGAAGCUGUUAGUGGAGAGCGUCUGGAGCAAAAUCACCGCUGCCAACGAGAGUGAUGCCAUCAAUCUUCAUCAAGUUCAAAGAAUGUUAGGCCGAUGCUUCUCUGUCACAGCUAAGAUGACGUUGCGAGACAACACUCUGUAUAUGGUGCAACCUUACUCUUCUCAAUCCAUCCUGCUGAACACUGGCUGCUCCGACUGCCUUGUUAUCCUUUCAAAGUCGAUCAUACAAGGAAGAACACUGAGUGGCAUGCAGCUCAUUAGCAAGAGAAGUAAUGUGUCUGUUGCUGAGAUUCAAGAGUUUAGGAGGCAGGUAGAGUGUCUGAACUUACCACAGCCUGCUGUCAUGGACCCAGAGAAUGGUUUUUGUUCAGAUGAUUCUCCCUCCACUGAUCUGACCAGUGCCAUUAAUGACACGACGUUGGAAUUGUUUGACAUGCUUGGCAACAUUCUAAGCAAUGAGGGUGGACUGAAAAACCUGAUCAAACAGAUUUCCAGUGAUGGAGCUGGAUUAAAAGAAAAUCCACAAAUCAUGACGCAAUGAAUCCACCAAGUCCGUGAGAAGGCAAGUCUUCAAAUAAAAGCAAGAUGAAAAUGAA